AUGUCAGCCACAGUUGCUCCGACGGGGAAUCAGCCUUCUAACACGGCGUCCAACACAGCAAUCUCGAUUAUCAUCCCUUCAUCAGCACCGGCAGGAGGUGUGACCGUCACACAGCCCGUCCAGACAGCCGACCCGUCGUACUACAAGAUCGCACGAGGUGUCGACGUCACCUUUGGCUGGAACUUCACAUCCGUCUUGCAAUACCCACAGACGCUGACGGUGCAAGCCUACUGCUCGGACAACCUGAACACAUACAAUAUUGCGACCAACCUGCCAGGCACCGCCACCAACGUGGUAUGGUCGCCAUUCAACUACUCGACAAGUGUAGAAGCUUCAAACCCGAAUCUGCCGCAGCUGAUCGCGGCGUCGUACCGUCUGCUGAUCUACGAUGAGCGAGGAAUGUCGGUAGGCGCCUCGCCAGGGCUGAUGCAGCCCAACACGAGGGUGGAGUUUGCACUGUACAACCCACAGGCGUAUACACCGCUGGCGAGUGGGUGGAUCUGCGCGGCGUGCAGCGGCGCGACCGGGCUGAAGGCGAUGCACCCUGGAUUCUUGGGUUUGAUCGCGACGCUGGUUAUCGCGAUGGUGUCGGGCUGGAGCUUGCUCUCGAGGCACAGCGGGUUUGCUGCGUUGGAUGACGAUGAGUGA
Kalmanozyma brasiliensis GHG001 is the source of this 648-nucleotide messenger RNA. RefSeq lists its product as uncharacterized. The record is from RefSeq and is a predicted model, not a curated record. The coding region runs from base 1 to 648 and encodes 215 amino acids. The transcript has a single exon. Lineage: Eukaryota; Fungi; Basidiomycota; Ustilaginomycetes; Ustilaginales.